Microthlaspi erraticum is the source of this 480-nucleotide messenger RNA. NCBI's taxonomy places the organism in Eukaryota, Viridiplantae, Streptophyta, Magnoliopsida, Brassicales, Brassicaceae. The record is from the annotation of a GenBank genome assembly.
AUGAUGGCUGGCAGCUUGUGGAGAACAUUGCCAACUUCGAAUGGGAGCUAUGGAGAAGAGUAUGAUCGCACAAACCACAACUCGACCUCGCACUCGAUCGAGUCUGAUGAUAAGCUCAGGAAGGAAGUCAAGGCUUUGAAUGAGAAGCUGGACAAGCAUAUCUUAGCUCAAUCCACAAUGAAGAAGGUCAACUUUGUGUCUGCUGAAGAGAUGGUUCAUGUUCAAGAAGGGGAGGAUACCCAAUUUGCUGAACUCGAUCGAGUUGAAGCUUGGCCGGUCGAGUUGAGGAACUCGACCGGAUGGUCGAGUAGGUGGUCGAGCUGGCUUCAAGAUGGCUUCCUCCUUCAUCCUUUGCGUAUCCGGUUGAGCUGCGUCCAUGCACCAAGUCCUUCCUUGCUCCUUACGUCCCAUAUGCUCCAAAGUGCUCCAAAAGACCUAUUUCAAGGAUCAAACAUGCAUAUGUAUGCAAAUGCAACCUAA